AUGGCAGCAGUACUCCGGCAGACAUCUGAGAAGCCCAGGAGAAAUGGAAGUAAGAGGAAACGGAGUCUCAACGACGAGAGAGGGGAAGACUCGUCAACAGCAAAGAAGACCGCCACAGAGCCAGCGAAGAGACAUCCUGAAACCGAUGGAGAUGUUGACGAGUCGAUUAGGCACAUGGAUCCUGGCCUCCUGGCAGACCACAUUUCGAAGAAGAUUAAACGGUCCUUUCGAGACUUAAGCGCUGUCGAGCUCGGGGACAAAUAUCUUUCCCAACGGAUCUUUUCUGACACAACAAACUUUGACGCACCCCGGAGCUUGCAAAGUCUACCGUUAUUUCUGGAGCAUAUCUCCAACAGCAAAGAAGACCUGUCGAUUAGUGGCGAAGACCCUGGCAGUCCUCACACCAUAGUUGUUGCUGCAUCUGGUCUAAGAGCUGCAGACGUGACGAGGUCUAAAGCUUCUGGUGCUCAUUGCCGCCCUAAUGCUGAUAUCGUGACCAGGUCUCUACGCAUAUAUCAGUCACCCGAUUCUGCUGUUGCAAAGCUCUUUGCAAAACAUAUCAAAAUGCCAGAGGCUGUUGAUUAUGUUAAGCGCACCAAGUAUGUUCACUCACUCGGCCUUGCCCGUCUAAUGCCUCUUAGGAUUGGUAUUGGCAUAGGUACUCCACAGAGACUCCUUGACUUGCUUGAAAAGGAUGUCUUGAAGACUAAAAAGCUGAAGAGGAUCGUGAUUGAUGGUUCGCAUCUCGAUCAAAAGAAACGAUCGGUCUUCGAUAUGAAAGAGCUACUUGAUCCGCUUAUAAAGCUGCUCUCGAGGCGACCCAUCAAGGAAAGGCUUGAUGCGGAGGGCAGACGAUGUAGCGUUUACGUCUUUUAA
Messenger RNA from Endocarpon pusillum Z07020, 876 nucleotides. RefSeq lists its product as uncharacterized. Gene Ontology annotation, cellular component: nucleus; 90S preribosome. NCBI's taxonomy places the organism in Eukaryota, Fungi, Ascomycota, Eurotiomycetes, Verrucariales, Verrucariaceae. The coding region runs from base 1 to 876 and encodes 291 amino acids. The record is from RefSeq and is a predicted model, not a curated record. The transcript has a single exon.